Messenger RNA from Diachasma alloeum, 3387 nucleotides. RefSeq lists its product as uncharacterized. Gene Ontology annotation, biological process: regulation of lipid biosynthetic process. The coding region runs from base 368 to 1048 and encodes 226 amino acids. The transcript is spliced from 2 exons. Gene Ontology annotation, cellular component: cytosol. Lineage: Eukaryota; Metazoa; Arthropoda; Insecta; Hymenoptera; Braconidae. The record is from RefSeq and is a predicted model, not a curated record.
GACAAGUGUCUCCUCUGAGUUUCCCAUCGCAUUCGUGAUCAUUUCCUCCGUCUGUCUCUUUUCCCCACGCGUGAACGAGUGAAACGUAUAAGUGAACGACUUUACGAAAGAGAAUUCAAGCUAAUGAGCAACACCAUAUCGUGUUGAGCUGCGAUACCGAGUGGGCACGCCUUGACUGCUCCCUCGAAUUCACUGGGGAAUUGUACAUCAGUUUUUAGUCGAAUGUUUCGGCUUGUCUGAGGGCUAAACAGUUGAAGAGAUUUUUGUCGUGAGGACAGAGGUGUGUGCGGACAAUUAUAUUCUCGGCGGGAGAUUAUUCCACUUAUUCAUUUUUCUGGUUGAAACGAGGGUCUUACUCAAUUGUGCCAUGAUGAACUACGGAGAAUCGCCAGCGAAUUUGGAGAGCAGGUCAAACCUGCGAAGGAUUGCUCGUCACGACGAGCCGGAGUUUAGUAACGCGAGCAUUCUCCACAGCAUGGAGAAGUUCGUGAAAGCAGUGAGCGAGAUGGAGGAGACAAUUCUAGUCCCCUCGCGUCUCCUGGACCUCGCAGUGGGUGACGCAAGUGACACAGUGAGCCAGAAGGGCUUAAGUAACAUCAAGAACACAAUGCCCCACACGGACCUCUACAGGCUCUACAACAUCGUCACCAAGACGAAGCUGGAGCUCAUGUGGUCCCAGAAGUCCAAUGCCGACACCCAGGACGACGAGGACGAGAUCACCGAUGAUGUCCGCCGGAAGAACCGAGCGACGAGUGACGCCGUGAGACUAGGCCACGCCCGCUGCCCUAGUACCACGUCAAUGCAGAGCAUGCAGAGCGCCUCCUCACUGAUCUCAAGCUCAAGCUCCUGCGACUCAGACUCUGACAUUGGAAUUGAGAUUGAUUCAGGAUUGGAGAGUGAGGAUUCACCCAACGACAGAUGCGCCAAUCAGGCAGCUGAGACCUUCAGGCGUCAUCUCCAUGGGCUCCAUCGCAGCAUCAAACGCAUGACCUCGGCUGCUGAAUACCUCACCCUCAGAUAUCAGAUCGACGUCGGAGGACAAGUUUAGUUUCGCCACUAACACUCCAUUCUUUUAUCCUCGUCUUUUUUUUUCAAUCGUGUUGACCAAUUCAGCUUGUCCGCGUCGUCCUGACAGUCUAGAGUCUCUCGCGAGUUAGAUCCUCGCUGGAUCGAGGUUCAACAAGGAAAAAUGAUUACAGGGCAUUUAAUCCGGGGAAAUCCUGAACAAAUAAAUCCUGAGGUGCGGCGAAAACUUUGCGCCAUGAACUCUCAGCCAAAAAGGGAUGGAAAGAUCUGAAGGAUAGCUUGAAAAAUUUGUUCAUUUUCCAGCAACUGGAUGAAACGAGUUGGAGGUGAUCUGAAGGGGAUAAAUAAUUUUAAUAAAUGUUUAAAAACACGAGGUGGUCGACGGGUGUAAGCGCCGCCAUCUUGCUUGGGCCCCCCUCCUCAAAUAUUGAAUUAAUAACAAGGCUAUGAGAAGAAAACUUGAAUACUGAAUUUCACUGAAUUCUUCUGGGAUAUAUUCCCGUAUAAUAAAUAUUCCACACAUUCAGUUGAAUGCAAAAAAUUCAAAGUCAAAGGACUCAAUGUGCUUAACCUCAUUUCCACCCCAUCAUGUCCUCUGUGGUUCUUAUACUUAAUUUACCGUAACAACACUCCUGUAUUAUUCAUGAUGAAAGGAAUGCGCUGUGUGUUGACAUCAAUUUCUUUUUCAAAAUUCGAGAUUCCGAACCCCAGAAUGAAAAAAAAAAUACGGCCCUGUGACUCCACCCAGUGGGGGCACCACGACGCUCUACAGCAUUAGAAUUCACUACUACAGUGUCAGAGUGCUUGGCCAUUGGCCGUUCCCCCACUAUGUUCACACUGAUACGUUUCGUGACCUUGGCGCUGGAAUGGGUUCAAAAUGGCGGCGCACCCACCUCGUAUUUUCAAACACUUCUAAAAAUGAUUUAUCCUCUCCAGAUCACCCUCAACUCACUUCGCCCAGUUUCUACGAAGUGAACAAAUUUUUUAAGCCCUCUUUCAGAUUUUUCCAUCCCCUUUUGGUGGUUUUAUCCACUCCCGAUGUCUCUCAGAGGAAAAUUCCGCAGGACGACAUGGCGUCGGGAUCAAUUGAAACAGAAUUAUUUUGUCUAGGACCUCCCUCACAAGGAUUGAAUGCCCGAUCACCACAAAAAGCUGAUGAUGAUGAGAACAAGCUGAAAUCGGUCGAAUUCAGGGAUUUUCAUAGCGUGAAGGACCCAGCGAGCUAUAGCGAGCGUAAUGUACGCAACUUCUGCUUUCUCUUGAUGAUUAAUAAACAAGAGCUAUUGAAAUUGUCUCGCAGAACUUGAGUUGUGCAAUUGUAAAAAUGAAUGUAGCUUCUGUGGGUCUUCACCGUAAAUUCAGAGUAAUAAUACCCGUCACGCCCAUUACGUCUGCUUUUAUUAUUUCCUCAAGAGAAAAAUCCAAACCACCAUUUCCGACUAAAAUGUGAAUCUCUGAGUGCUUGGAGUCAGCAAGAACCGACGAUUCAACAUGUCACGAGGAAAAAUUCAAUAGUAACAACAACUGAAAUGGAAUAUCGUUUUAGAAAAUAAAUGCGAAUCAUCGACGCUGUUCUAGAUUAAGUUCAUAACUAUUUAUUUUUUAUUACGCUGUAUGUCACGUCUGAAAAAUCCCAAACUCCAUGAGUCCUAUUUAUAUGUACAUUGAAGAGAAGGGUUUCUCGGCAGUAAGACACUCGAUAAAUUCUCCCCUCCGUUUUGUCAUUGAAAUGAUUACUUGGACAAUUAGAAACAGAAAGCCUCCUUCUCAAGUUCAAAACCCGUUCGAUGACGCACAUGGAAGAAAAAAAACACUCGCAAGUGGAAAAAAGAAAGCAGAUUAUGAAUAAGCAAUUGGAAUGAUGAAUUUCCUACUUGUUCUUUCUGUACAUAUGUUGUACAUAGAAUUUAAAAAGUCGUCGUGUAAAAAAUUAGGUGGUAAUGACACUUUUAUAAGUUUAUUCUACGCUCUUGCGAACUAUUCACGUCACUGCUGUACACUAGGAGAAUAUUUCAGAUGAAUAAGGAAGGAUUAUUGAAUUGUCUAUUGCACUUUAAUUGAGUAAAUCAAAUGAAACAGAUGAAGUCUUCAUUUUAUUCUUUCAUUAUGAAAAUAGACGGUGACGUGACGACAAAUUCAUUGAAAUAUUUUCAAUCUGAAUAGUUUUUAUUUAAUAACCGAUGGUGAAUGAGUUAUUGAUGGCAAAUAUCGAGUUGUUGAACAAAUGACGUUAUUUGAUGUCUUAUGCAUCAAUCUAUUGAACCUAGAAUAAUAGAUAUCGAACAUUUUUGUUUACACACAAAGUAAAAAUGUUUCCUCUGACUGUACAAGAAUGGUAAAUAAAUUUGCAACUGCCUUUUA